UGGGUGUAGCUGUAGCUGACCUCCUUCCACCUCUCGCACACGCACAAUAACAAACCACUUUUAAUUCCCCGAGGAGAGCAGAGAGCUCGAAGCAAACAAGAAUCACAGGAGCGAGCACGGCAGGCUGCAGCAUCACCACCACCCUACUCUCUCUCUCUAGCUAGGGUUGCGCUGCUUCGGUCUCGGUCUUGGCGCCGCCUGCCUCGCCCUUCUUGCUCGCCCCUGCUCCCCUGUCCCUCUCGUGUCGGGGCGACGGACGGACAUCCUCACCCGCGCGCACGUACGGGUGAUCGAUCGAUUGAUUCCUGCUCCGACGAAGACGGCGGCGGCGCCGGUGACCUCGCCGGACAUGCGCGGGGCCCGCUGAGGUCUUUGUUGCCGGCGAAAGGGGUGGAGUGAUUGACUCGGUCGGUGUCUGCCUGUCUGGUCUGAGGUCAUGAUGAAGCAGGCGCAGCAGCAGCCGCCGCCGCCACCGGCGAGCUCUGCGGCGACGACGACCACCGCGAUGGCAGCCGCUGCGGCGGCGGCGGUGGUGGGGAGCGGGUGCGAAGGGGAGAAGACGAAGGCGCCGGCGAUCAACUCGGAGCUGUGGCACGCCUGCGCGGGGCCGCUGGUGUCGCUGCCGCCGGCGGGCAGCCUCGUCGUCUACUUCCCCCAGGGCCACAGCGAGCAGGUUGCAGCCUCUAUGCAAAAGGAUGUUGAUGCACAUGUUCCAAGCUACCCAAAUCUGCCUUCAAAGUUGAUUUGCCUUCUGCAUAACGUCACUUUACAUGCGGACCCAGAAACAGAUGAAGUGUAUGCACAAAUGACUCUUCAGCCAGUUACUUCAUAUGGGAAGGAGGCCCUGCAGUUAUCAGAGCUUGCACUCAAACAAGCGAGACCACAGACAGAAUUCUUUUGCAAGACACUGACUGCAAGUGAUACAAGUACUCAUGGAGGCUUCUCUGUGCCUCGUCGAGCUGCAGAAAAGAUAUUUCCUCCACUGGACUUCUCAAUGCAACCACCUGCACAAGAACUACAGGCCAGGGAUUUGCAUGAUAAUGUGUGGACAUUCCGUCACAUAUAUCGGGGUCAGCCAAAAAGGCAUCUGCUUACCACUGGCUGGAGUCUAUUUGUAAGCGGCAAGAGGUUAUUUGCUGGAGAUUCUGUCAUUUUUGUCAGGGAUGAAAAGCAGCAACUUCUAUUAGGAAUCAGGCGUGCUAACCGACAGCCAACUAACAUAUCAUCAUCUGUCCUUUCAAGUGACAGCAUGCACAUAGGGAUUCUUGCUGCUGCAGCCCAUGCUGCUGCCAACAAUAGCCCAUUUACCAUCUUUUAUAACCCUAGGGCCAGUCCUACUGAAUUUGUUAUCCCAUUUGCUAAGUAUCAGAAGGCAGUCUAUGGUAAUCAAAUAUCUUUAGGGAUGCGCUUUCGCAUGAUGUUUGAGACUGAGGAAUUAGGAACACGAAGAUACAUGGGAACAAUAACUGGCAUAAGUGAUCUAGAUCCAGUAAGAUGGAAAAACUCGCAGUGGCGCAACUUACAGGUUGGUUGGGAUGAAUCCGCAGCCGGUGAAAGGCGAAAUAGGGUUUCUAUCUGGGAGAUUGAACCGGUCGCUGCUCCAUUUUUCAUAUGUCCUCCACCAUUUUUUGGUGCGAAGCGGCCCAGGCAAUUAGAUGACGAGUCCUCGGAAAUGGAGAAUCUCUUAAAGAGGGCUAUGCCUUGGCUUGGUGAGGAAAUAUGCAUAAAGGAUCCUCAGACUCAGAACACCAUAAUGCCUGGGCUGAGCUUGGUUCAGUGGAUGAACAUGAACAUGCAACAGAGCUCCUCAUUUGCGAAUACAGCCAUGCAGUCUGAGUACCUUCGAUCAUUGAGCAACCCCAACAUGCAAAAUCUUGGUGCCGCCGAUCUCUCUAGGCAAUUAUGCCUGCAGAACCAGCUUCUUCAACAGAACAAUAUACAGUUUAAUACUCCCAAACUUUCUCAGCAAAUGCAGCCAGUCAAUGAGUUAGCAAAGGCAGGCAUUCCGUUGAAUCAGCUUGGUGUGAGCACCAAACCUCAGGAACAGAUUCAUGAUGCUAGCAACCUUCAGAGGCAACAACCUUCCAUGAACCAUAUGCUUCCUUUGAGCCAAGCUCAAACCAAUCUUGGCCAAGCUCAGGUCCUUGUCCAAAAUCAAAUGCAACAGCAACAUGCAUCUUCAACUCAAGGUCAACAACCAGCUACCAGCCAGCCCUUGCUUCUGCCCCAGCAGCAGCAACAGCAGCAGCAGCAGCAGCAACAACAACAACAACAGCAACAACAACAAAAAUUGCUACAACAGCAGCAGCAACAGCUUUUGCUCCAGCAACAGCAGCAAUUGAGUAAGAUGCCUGCACAGUUGUCAAGUCUGGCGAAUCAGCAGUUUCAGCUAACUGAUCAACAGCUUCAGCUGCAACUGUUACAAAAACUACAGCAACAACAGCAGUCAUUGCUUUCACAACCUGCAGUCACCCUUGCACAAUUACCUCUGAUCCAAGAACAGCAGAAGUUACUUCUGGAUAUGCAACAGCAGCUGUCAAACUCCCAAACACUUUCCCAACAACAAAUGAUGCCUCAACAAAGUACCAAGGUUCCAUCACAGAACACACCAUUGCCACUGCCUGUGCAACAAGAGCCACAACAGAAGCUUCUACAGAAGCAAGCGAUGCUAGCAGACACUUCAGAAGCUGCCGUUCCGCCGACCACAUCAGUCAAUGUCAUUUCAACAACUGGAAGCCCUUUGAUGACAACUGGUGCUACUCAUUCUGUACUUACAGAAGAAAUCCCUUCUUGUUCAACAUCACCAUCCACAGCUAAUGGCAAUCACCUUCUACAACCAAUACUUGGUAGGAACAAACAUUGUAGCAUGAUCAACACAGAAAAGGUUCCUCAGUCUGCUGCUCCUAUGUCAGUUCCAAGCUCCCUUGAAGCUGUCACAGCAACCCCGAGAAUGAUGAAGGAUUCACCAAAGUUGAACCAUAAUGUUAAACAAAGUGUAGUGGCUUCAAAAUUAGCAAAUGCUGGGACUGGUUCUCAAAAUUAUGUGAACAAUCCACCUCCAACGGACUAUCUGGAAACUGCUUCUUCCGCAACUUCAGUGUGGCUUUCCCAGAAUGAUGGACUUCUACAUCAAAAUUUCCCUAUGUCCAACUUCAACCAGCCACAGAUGUUCAAAGAUGCUCCUCCUGAUGCUGAAAUUCAUGCUGCUAAUACAAGUAACAAUGCAUUGUUUGGAAUCAAUGGUGAUGGUCCGCUGGGCUUCCCUAUAGGACUAGGAACAGAUGAUUUCCUGUCGAAUGGAAUUGAUGCUGCCAAGUACGAGAACCAUAUCUCAACAGAAAUUGAUAAUAGCUACAGAAUUCCGAAGGAUGCCCAGCAAGAAAUAUCAUCCUCAAUGGUUUCACAGUCAUUUGGUGCAUCAGAUAUGGCAUUUAAUUCAAUUGAUUCCACGAUCAACGAUGGUGGCUUUUUGAACCGGAGUUCUUGGCCUCCUGCCGCUCCCUUAAAGAGGAUGAGGACAUUCACCAAGGUAUAUAAGCGAGGAGCUGUAGGCCGGUCCAUUGACAUGAGUCAGUUCUCUGGAUAUGAUGAAUUAAAGCAUGCUCUGGCACGGAUGUUCAGUAUAGAGGGGCAACUUGAGGAACGGCAGAGAAUUGGUUGGAAGCUCGUUUACAAGGAUCAUGAAGAUGACAUCCUACUUCUUGGCGACGACCCAUGGGAGGAAUUUGUCGGUUGCGUGAAAUGCAUUAGGAUCCUUUCACCUCAAGAAGUUCAGCAGAUGAGCUUGGAGGGUUGUGAUCUCGGGAACAACAUUCCCCCGAAUCAGGCCUGCAGCAGCUCAGACGGAGGGAAUGCAUGGAGGGCUCGCUGCGAUCAGAACUCCGGUAACCCUUCCAAUGGUUCAUAUGAACAAUUCGAAUGACCAAAUUCACCAGUCCAUAUUGUCAUGCUGCGCCGGUGUAAGUAGACAAUCACCGGAGUGUUGUUGUAGAUGUUAUCAGCUUACAUCCGGGAGCGCAAAUGGCUCGGCGGAUCAGUAGUGUUUUUUUUGUCUAUAUGUGUAGUUUCUCACACAUCAAAAGGGAGUAGGGAUGGUAAAUGAAACUUACCUAGAGUUUCUUAAGGUUAGGCGAAAGAUGAUUGUACUGUUGGAAAGGCAGUUCUGUAGUAAAAUGAUUCUUCUUCAGAGGCCAUUCUUAAGAUCUCCAUGAUGAAAUCAAAAGUUGAAGAUGUCAGGUCUGUGUUUUUUGA
Oryza sativa Japonica Group (Japanese rice) is the source of this 4251-nucleotide messenger RNA. The record is from RefSeq and is a predicted model, not a curated record. Lineage: Eukaryota; Viridiplantae; Streptophyta; Magnoliopsida; Poales; Poaceae.